Penaeus indicus is the source of this 2620-nucleotide messenger RNA. Its product is annotated as L-sorbose 1-dehydrogenase-like. Bases 162 to 1997 code for a protein of 611 amino acids. The record is from RefSeq and is a predicted model, not a curated record. Gene Ontology annotation, molecular function: oxidoreductase activity, acting on CH-OH group of donors; flavin adenine dinucleotide binding. NCBI's taxonomy places the organism in Eukaryota, Metazoa, Arthropoda, Malacostraca, Decapoda, Penaeidae. The transcript has 14 exons.
CAAACACAUGACCUUGAGAAGCCUUGUACAGUUGGCGUAAAUGGAUAGCGGCUGCAGACAGAUAUGUCUCAGUCGACCUCUGGCUCUCGUGACUGGAAGAUCCCUCCCCUCUUGUUUCGCCCAUCUUCAGCCGAUGACGUAGGUGCUAAGUCGAAGUCAAUAUGUUGACCUUCACCUUGGCAAAAAUUGUGGGCUUCAUUCCCUUGGCGUUAAUGCGUCUCCUGGUCCUGACGACGUUGAAGGAAGUCGGGAGGCAUGACUACGAUGCUUCGAAGCUCCUGAUGCAGCAUUAUGAUUUCGUCAUUGUCGGCGCAGGCUCGGCAGGGAGCGUGAUGGCCGCCCGUCUCUCUGAAGUGGCAGGAUGGAGGGUCCUGUUACUCGAAGCAGGGGGGACGCCGCCUCCGGAGAGCCACGUCCCGGCCUUCAACGGCGCUCUGUACCGAGGGGAGGCCGACUGGAAUUUCAUCACGACGCCGCAGCGAUACUCGUCGGGCAGUUUUAUCGAUAAUGCCACGCUCUACCCCCGAGGACGCACCCUGGGAGGAUCUUCAACUAUCAACUCCAUGAUAUACGUCCGAGGAAACAGACGCGACUUCGACCACUGGGAGGAACUAGGGAAUCCUGGCUGGGACUUCAACACGGUGCUCAAGUACUUCAAGAAGUCGGAGGAUUUUCGGGGCUUCAAGAGGGCCGAUACAGACUAUUACCGUGGUUCCGGUGGACCUCAGACCGUGGAGCGAAAGCGUUGGAGUACACCUGUUCUCAAGAGUUUCCUGAAGGCUGGGAAACAACUUGGGUACAACAUUAUUGAUCCCAACGCCGCUGAGCAAAUAGGUUUCUCCGAGAUCGACCUGACAGCGAGGAAUGGCCAGCGUUGGUCCACGGCCGAGGCUUAUGUGAAACCCGCGGCCAAGACGAGACCGAAUCUGCACGUCCUUGUAGAUGCGCAAGUAACACAGGUUCUUUUCAACAGCAACAGGAAAGCUACUGGAGUAAAGUUUUUACAUCAUGGAAAGGUGAAAACAGCUCUUGCAUCUCGAGAAGUGAUCAUGUCAGCAGGUGCAAUUGGGUCACCUCACUUGCUUUUGCUUUCGGGAGUCGGUCCAGCCCAUCACCUGAAGGAGCAUGGCAUCCCCGUAGUUGUAGAUCUCCACGGCGUUGGGCAGAACCUUCAAGAUCACCCUAAUGUACCUGGACUCGCUUGGACUGUCACCAAAGGUUCUUCGUUCAACUACUUGUCCCUCGCCAAUCCCAAGCAUAUUUUGGAUUACGUCAAGAACAGACAAGGCCCCCUCACCUCGCCCGUGGGUACAGAGGGAAACGCAUGGCCACCUUCCCCCAUUGGAGAUCCAUACUGGCCCGAGUUACAGCUGGCCUUUGUCUCAGGAACCCCGGCGACAGAUUACGGCCUCAUUGUUCCAGGAACCUUUCGAUUCAGGCAGGAGCUGUUCAUGAAUUUCUACAAACCGAUCCUUGGCCAAGAAGGUUUCUCCCUCGUGCCCCUCAUCGCCCGUCCGAAGAGCAGGGGGUCAGUCACUCUUCGGUCACGUGACCCUCUGGACGACCCGCUCAUAGACACCAACUUCCUCGCUCAUCCUGACGAUGCUGCUAUUCUUGUUAGAGGAGUAAAAUUCGCACUGGAAGUGGGAUCGGCGCCAGCACUGAGGCAAGAACACGGGGCCAAAUUCCAUGAUAAGGUGUUGCCAGAAUGCGCGUACAACAAACCCUACACUGACGCGUACUGGGAGUGUUAUGUCCGGUAUUUCACCCACACUUCGUACCACCCCGCUGGAACGUGCAAAAUGGGGCCCGAAUCUGACCCUUACAGCGUAGUGGAUCACAGACUUCGACUCCGGGGCGUGACCGGACUUCGUGUUGUGGAUGCCUCUAUCAUGCCCCUGGUGGUGUCGGGAAACACGAACGCAGCGGCCAUCAUGAUUGGCGAGCGAGCUGCCGAUCUCGUGAAGGAAGAUUGGGGCGUUCCUGUCUACGGAUAAGAACACGGGCUUAAGAACGAGAAGGAUGUAAGACUGGAUGGAUAUAUUAUUAGGAUGUGUCUAAGAAGUCAGCGGCUAGUAUCCAGUAAAAAAAUAUAUAAGUGGGUAGAUAUGGUAGGAUAAGGAUUUUCGUCUGAAAUAUGUUAAAAAUAAUAUAUUGAGGAUGAGGAAUUCUUGUGAAUGAGUAAGGGCAAAUAUAACAGCAAGGACAUAUGAGUAGAUGGCUAUUUCGGGAUGGAGAUAUGUGUCUGUUGACUCAAGGGGAAGGAGGUUGAAUAGAAUAUUAAAAAAAAAGACUUGGAUGUUCCUGUCGUGGAUUAAAGUAAGAACUGGCAUAAUGAUUAUACUAAGAUAUAGGCAUUAUUAUUAUUAUUAUCAUCAUCAUUAUUAUUAUCAUUGUUGUUGUUGUUACUUUAUGAAGAAAAAUUACAAGUCAGAUGUGGAGUUUGGAAAGUAUAGAAAAGGUGCCCAGAUAGUGUUACAACUAGUACCUUCACUACGGAAGGUAAAUGGGAAAAUUCGCAAAAGUAAUUACUGUGCGUAAUUAGCAUCUUGGAGAUUGAUGUGAAUAUAGCAAGCAGAAAAUUCAACACAAAUAAGUUGGUUAUGGAUAUAUAUAUAUA